AUGAAUUUCAAUUAUCCCGAUUUUUUGCAAGAGCGCCCCGACAAAGGUCAAGAACAGUUUGGGUCGGCAGGUACGCAUGGAAAUUUAGCAAACGAAGCCAAACAAGAAGAUGGUAAGAGCGAAAAUGAUAAAAACAACGAAAACAGUCAUUUCAACAACAUAUUGUUCAACAAAUUGACUAAUUUGGAAAGUGGGCAAUCUCAGUCGCCAACUUCUACGGCACAGGGAGAUAUGAAUGCUAACAUGAUGUCACCAAUGAUGGGGUCGCAUUUCCAGUCACAAGGGGCGCCAGUAGGAGGAAUGGGUCAGUAUGGGUACCAGGGACCAUUAACACAGCACGAUUCGUUUAACUUGCCAGUCGAAUUACAGGGAGGUGUGGGCACCAUUUCGUCGAGAAGGCCUAGUUAUGCGGCUGAAUCGUUCACCAGGUCCAACUUGCCGGUCAAUUACAACAAUUUUUUGAAUUUGAGUUUGAGUCAGGGGGCUGGGGGGCAUCCCGAUGAGUCGCAAGAGCAUGCGUCGUAUAGCAAUGACGGUAACAAGGGAAAUAGUGAGAAGAAUUCGUUGGCGACAUUCGCGGCUGUCAAUAAUUACUCCAAUAACAACAAUGGUGAUAACAAUAAUAAUACUAUCAAUAUGAGUCGAUUUAAUGACAGUUUCAAUAAUAUCGAUUUGAAUGCUAACUUUAACGAUUUCCAGAGCAGAAGACCUAGCCAGUUGGUAGGGUUUCAGUCAAAUUUUAAUCCAUAUCCGCCACCAUUGAAUUAUAUGCCCCAACCCAUGCAGACGACCAACUCCGUAAUAAAAUUGGAGAAUGGUUUGAUUUUAAGGGACCAGUACAUUGUUGCGUCUUCUAACUUAAAAAGCUUGUAUAUGAAAACUGCUAGAUACUUCCAGAAUAUGGAAACCAGUGAAAAAAUAAUAAGUCAGUUAAACGAAUUAAUCAACAACCCCGUUAUUAUUAAGUUGAUAACCUUCAUCAAAAAUUUGAACAAUUUGACGUUCAAUCACAAGAUUUUGUGUCUUGUUAUAAAUAAAAAUGGGAAAUUUGAUUUAUUAUCCUAUCCUAAUAAUUCAAAUAUAUUUCUUCAAAAGCAUGAUUUAGUCAUCGUUGAUGGUGAUAGAGGUAAAGACUUAGUGAUGAUCUUAGAACCUUUGGUCAAUUUGAACUUUGCGAUUUUAUUUAACUUUUUGAAAAAGUUAGAACAUCUUAAAUCCUUGACUAUUAUUGAUUCCAACCAAUCUACAGGACAUAAUAUGCAGCUGCAACUGAAAGGUCCUAAGAAACCAAGCGGGGGGACUCAUUCGACUUCGGUCAAUGCAUCGUCUAUUGUAAAUUCUCACAAUAAUGAGGAUAACGAAUUCAUUAUUACGUUACCAACUAAGCAAGUAUUAAGAUUUGCUACUCCAAAGGAGGUUCAUAAGAUCAGUGGUAAGUUCUUGGAAGAAAAGAAAGCAUUUAUCACAUGUUUCAAUAAGAUCAAAGAGUUAAAUUUGAAUAAUGAUUUACAACUAAUCAAUGUUGAAUAUCAAUCUGAUUUCAAAAAAUUAAUUUUCUAUUAUUUUGCAGGGUUCAAAAGAAUAGACUUUAGAGGAUUAAUCAAAGAAUUAUUUAAAAUCUACAAGACAAGAAUUUGGUUGUGCGCAGUGUUGCCGUUUGAUAAACCAGAAUUAUAUAUCACUAUGGAUGAAGAGGAAGAUGUAAAGGAACCAAAAAACGAAAUCAAGAAUUAUAUUCCAAACGAAUAUGAAUUGUCAAAUGAGCAAAUUUUGAACUUUUCUAUUAACGAGUUUCAAAACUUGGCUGAUCCAAAUUACUUCCAUCUGGUAAAUUUAAAGAAUUUGAUCAAGCAUUUGUCGAAUGAAAUUAAAGGAGACUUUUACGGUUUUAAUAAUAAGAAUGAUGUCAGUUCGUCUGUGCCACCACAAUCGUCGGGCUCUAACAGUUCCAUUCCGCCAACUUCCAGUUCUUCGGCCGCUACGAAUAUUACUAAUGGGGGUAUAUUUGAUCACUACGAUUCAAACAUUAAUUUUAGCAACAAUUCAAAUAUUUUGCCCAAAUUUAAUCCCUUUGGCGAUGAUAAGAAUCAUUUCCAAAUGAACAGAUAA
Messenger RNA from Debaryomyces tyrocola, 2109 nucleotides. NCBI's taxonomy places the organism in Eukaryota, Fungi, Ascomycota, Pichiomycetes, Serinales, Debaryomycetaceae. The record is from the annotation of a GenBank genome assembly.